AGCGAGCGAGCGAGGGGGGCUCGGCGUUGCGCUGCGCCGCGCCGCGCUCGUUUUCCUCCUCGGGUUCUCACAAUUCAGGUCAAGAGUAUUAUCGCCUUUUUAGACGCAUCGCCCGGUGUAAAGAGCGGUAUACCGCGAAUCGGGGAUCGCCUUUUAUGGCUCGGUAUUUGAAAGCAAGCCGCCGCCGCAACUUGUCGACUUAAUCGCCGCGCUCCUGCCUCCUCCCGCGGCCGAGCUUGCUCCGUCGACCGAUCACUCUCGCUUCGUGGUACAUGUGCUCCGCCGACACGCCGAGGAAUUAGGGGAUCGGUCGCUACGGUGACGUGUGUUCUUGACGUUAUCGCGUGUGACAGUGCCGCUGAUAAGUCUUAUCUUUGAGGGAAAGAAAAUGUAUGUCUACAGCUACCAAGAGCUCUCUCACAGGAUGAUGUCAUCCAUGGAGGAAUUCCAGGAGGCGUUUCAGUUGUUUGACAGCCGUGGCGAUGGGAAAAUUCACGUGGCCCAAAUUGGAGACGCGCUGCGCGCUCUGGGACAAAACCCGACCGAGUCUGACGUGAAGAAGUUCACUCAUCAGCACAAGCCGGACGAGCGCAUCAGCUUCGAGGUGUUCUUGCCCAUCUACCAGGCGAUCAGUAAGGCCCGCACCUCGGACACAGCGGACGACUUCAUCGAAGGUCUACGUCACUUUGAUAAAGAUGGGAAUGGCUUCAUAUCCUCUGCAGAGCUGCGACAUCUUCUGACGACGCUCGGUGAGAAGCUCAGUGACGAGGAGGUGGAAACGUUAUUAGCAGGUCACGAAGAUUCACAGGGUAAUAUCAAUUACGAAGACUUUGUCCGCCAGGUGAUGUGCGGCUGAGUAGCUACUUAACUGCGUACAAGAGAGAGUAUUAUUAUUAUUAUUAUCAUCAUCAUAUCGUCGUCCUUUACUUUACCACUGUAAUCUGCCGAGUCUGUUGAAGCGUUUACUUUUGGAGGAUUAUCAUAUCAUAGCAUGUGUACCUAUACGGCGAUUUAUCUCGAGGAGAUCCUAACGCGAACACUCUAUUUUGUUAUGUAUGUGGGAAGAAGAGAUUAACCCUCUCUAUAUAAGGAUCUAAAUUAGUUAACCAAUGGUAGGUAAAGAACAAUCUAGCGCAUUGUGCCUUGACGUACUCCGACUUACGAGCAUUUAGCGAUAUUGAUAGUAAGCCACUCUUUAGCAAGAGAUCCGAAUUUCGCGGACAUUCCAAAUUUUUGAGAUAGACUUAAUGAAGAACCGAGAUUAUACGCGGGCUCUUCUCCAAGGCGAAGACCGAGCAUUUUGAUUCACGCUGGUAACCCUUAAUCGUGUUUUCUUGUCU
Harpegnathos saltator (Jerdon's jumping ant) is the source of this 1340-nucleotide messenger RNA. RefSeq names its product Myosin light chain cytoplasmic (gene Mlc-c). Gene Ontology annotation, molecular function: myosin heavy chain binding; calcium ion binding. NCBI's taxonomy places the organism in Eukaryota, Metazoa, Arthropoda, Insecta, Hymenoptera, Formicidae. The record is from RefSeq and is a predicted model, not a curated record. Gene Ontology annotation, cellular component: myosin II complex. The transcript is spliced from 3 exons. The coding region runs from base 389 to 856 and encodes 155 amino acids.